Messenger RNA from Ostertagia ostertagi, 669 nucleotides. NCBI's taxonomy places the organism in Eukaryota, Metazoa, Nematoda, Chromadorea, Rhabditida, Trichostrongylidae. The record is from the annotation of a GenBank genome assembly.
AUGCCAACUACCCCAGCGUUGGGAAUUGCUACUGGACGGCUGAUAGCAGGACUAACCGUCCGUGUGACUCGGUCGGGAAGCCAUGGUGAUAAAGAUGAUGAGGAAGGAGUAGUAGUGAAAGAACUUACUUCACAUUUGCUGAACAAAGAGGCGGAAUUAGCUCGUACUCGCGAAGAGUUGGAGGCAAGAUGUAGUCGAUUAAGUGAUGAACUACGAGAAGCCAAAGAGAAAAGCUCUUCACUGGCCCUAAAUUUGGAGGCGGCGUCGGCGAAGAGCGCCGAUUUGGCCGAACAGCUUCAACUUGCGAUUGUUUCCCGAGAUCUACUCAGCAACGAGCUUGCUCAACUAAGGCCACUGGCGCAUGCGGUCGAUAUCCAGAACGCUGAUGGUGUUUUGGCAUAUUUGGAUGCAGUGGAAAACGCGAAGCGUCACCAAGCUGAGGCCGUUCGAGCUCAAGCAGCGGCGGAAGAAAUCCAGACCCGAUACGACGAAUUGAAUGAGCUGCAAACAAGUGUUAUCAAAGACAAUACGAGAUUAUAUGAAAGGAACGCUGAGCUCGAGGCGCGAGCAGAGAAAUUUGAUGGAGAAAUAAAUAAUCUGAAUGAGGAAUGGAAAAAGAAGUUAGAAAAGGAGAAAUUGGAGUGGGAUGAAGCGGUAAGUAAUUUACUA